CAGGGCGGUGUGCUUUCAAAAUGGCGGCUCCCAUUGCCGAAGGUUCCGUACAGCCGCUUGGAAAGCCAGCGUUUCGCCUUUGGGAUCCUCAAAAUGGCCGCUUGCGUGACUCGGAGGCUCGGACCCCAUCUGGCAAAAAGUGCUGCUGCAAUUCGGUGCUUCCAUUGCAGCACUGUUGACCAAGCUGGUGGCAAAUGGAGAGUAAGGCAAGGUUUACCCGUAAACUCUUCACAGUUUGGACCUUUAACAGACCUGCCUGAUUGGUCAUUUGCUGACGGGCGACCUGCUCCACCAAUGAAAGGUUAUCUCAGCCGGCAGGAAAAGAAUGCAGAACUUGCACGUCGUGUCGCCAUGAUUUCAGCCGAGAUGGAUCAUGGGAUUGAGAAGUGGGAAGCCCAGCAGAGAGAACAGGAGCGACAGGCUCAGGAAAAACGAUGCAACAGGCUCCAGCCAAAAGGAAACUUCUUCCCAGAGACUGCCAAAUAAAUACUUUUUUCCCUAA
Sceloporus undulatus (fence lizard) is the source of this 502-nucleotide messenger RNA. It is a transcript of the gene MRPL52, whose product is annotated as mitochondrial ribosomal protein L52. Gene Ontology annotation, molecular function: structural constituent of ribosome. NCBI's taxonomy places the organism in Eukaryota, Metazoa, Chordata, Lepidosauria, Squamata, Phrynosomatidae. The transcript is spliced from 5 exons. Gene Ontology annotation, biological process: mitochondrial translation. The record is from RefSeq and is a predicted model, not a curated record. Gene Ontology annotation, cellular component: mitochondrial large ribosomal subunit. Bases 94 to 486 code for a protein of 130 amino acids.